GGGGCUGCGGCCCGGCGGCGGCGCCCGGCCGCGCGCCCCGCGCCCCCGGCCCGCCGUAUUCCCGGGGAAAGUUUGUGGGGAGUUGCUGUGGGGGGUGAAGUGCCUGCCUCUCCAGGAGGAGCCGCCGCCGCCACUGCCGCCGGCGCGGCGGAGCUGGGGCUGGUGGCGCUGUGGUGCCGCCGGCUCGGGGGAGGGUCAGAGCGGCCACCGGCGGCGGCGGCGGCGCGCCCGGCUCCGGCCAGGCGGGCGGCCGUCCGCGCUCGCGCCCCGGCCCCGGCCGGCCCGGGUCCCGGCCGCCGCCCCCACUGUCAGCCGGCCGGGGCCCCGCCGCCGCUCCCGCCCCCGGCGCCGGGCUCUCCGCGCGCACCCCGGGGUUGUUUACGUCCGGGCGGGCGCCCCGGGGCCCCCGCAGACCCCGCGGCCGCCGGCUCUUUUGUGCGCCUGCACGCGUGUCGCGGACCGGCCCUCCGCGGCCCGGCAGCCCGGCAGGGGCGCUUCGGGGAAACUUGCGAGGGGUGGCGGGGGCGCACGGCGCGCGGAGCCCAGGGUGCUGGCGCCCGGCAGGCGCGGGUGCGGGCGGAGGGCUGCAACUUUCCCCGAGCGCAGGCCCCGCGCGGCGCCCCGGCGGGGGGCGCUUCCUCCCCGCCGCCCGGCCCGGCCGCCCUUGCCCCGCGCCCCGGGGCGCCCGCGGCCGCCCCCCUCGGGCCCUCUCUUCGGGGGCCCUGCCCUCCCCGCACGCCCCGCGGGCGCCAUGGAGCGCGCGGCGGGUCGGUUCCGAAAUGCCUUCUCCGAUCGGGUUCUUGAAAGCAAAGCCCCGGGGACCCCGCUGGACGGCGGCGUGCCGGGCCGUGGUCCACGCGCCGAGCCCCGGGCGCCGCCGGGGGAUCCUGCCGGGGCUCCCCGUCGGGGGCCCGAGCCGCCGCCGCCGCCGCGCCCAGGGGGUGCGUCCCCGCCUGCCACCCCCCACCCAGAGGAGCGGCGCGCCCUCGGGGUCCUCCCGGAACCUGCCAGCUCCGCGCUCGCGGCGCCUGGACAGCCCCUGGACUCUGCCAGGUGGAUGCUGUGUGUAGCCGGAGCCAAGUUGAAGAGGGAACUCGAUGCCACCGCAACAGUAUUGGCAAACCGGCAAGAUGAAAGCGAGCAGUCUAGAAAGCGGCUCAUCGAGCAGAGCCGAGAGUUCAAGAAGAACACUCCAGAGGAUUUGCGCAAGCAGGUAGCGCCACUGCUGAAGAGCUUCCAAGGGGAGAUUGAUGCACUGAGUAAAAGAAGCAAAGAAGCCGAGGCAGCCUUCUUGAAUGUCUACAAGAGACUGAUUGACGUUCCAGAUCCCGUGCCGGCUCUGGAGCUGGGGCAGCAGCUCCAGGUCAAAGUGCAGCGGCUGCACGACAUUGAAACAGAGAACCAGAAACUUAGGGAAACUCUUGAAGAAUACAACAAGGAAUUUGCCGAAGUGAAGAAUCAAGAGGUUACGAUAAAAGCACUUAAAGAGAAAAUCCGAGAAUAUGAACAGACUCUGAAGAACCAAGCUGAGACCAUAGCUCUUGAGAAGGAACAAAAGUUACAAAAUGAUUUUGCAGAAAAGGAGAGAAAGCUGCAAGAGACCCAGAUGUCUACCACCUCAAAGCUGGAGGAGGCGGAACAUAAGGUUCAGACUCUGCAAACAGCCCUGGAAAAAACUCGAACAGAAUUAUUUGACCUGAAAACCAAAUAUGAUGAAGAAAUUACUGCCAAGGCCGACGAAAUGGAAAUGAUCAUGACGGACCUUGAAAGAGCAAACCAGAGGGCAGAGGUGGCUCAGAGAGAGGCGGAGACCUUAAGGGAGCAGCUCUCGUCAGCAAACCACUCUCUCCAGCUGGCCUCGCAGAUCCAGAAGGCGCCGGACGUGGAGCAGGCCAUAGAGGUGCUGACCCGCUCCAGCCUGGAAGUUGAGUUGGCCGCCAAAGAGCGGGAGAUUGCCCAGCUGGUGGAGGACGUGCAGCGACUCCAGGCCAGCCUCUCCAAGCUGCGCGAGAACUCGGCCAGCCAGAUCUCCCAGCUCGAGCAGCAGCUGAGUGCCAAGAACAGCACCCUCAAACAACUGGAAGAAAAACUCAAAGGACAGGCUGACUAUGAGGAGGUGAAGAAAGAACUCAACAUUCUGAAAUCCAUGGAGUUCGCACCGUCCGAGGGAGCUGGCACACAGGAUGCAUCCAAGCCCCUGGAGGUGCUGCUGCUGGAGAAGAACCGCUCGCUGCAGUCCGAGAACGCCGCGCUGCGCAUCUCCAACAGCGACCUGAGCGGGUCAGCCAGGAGAAAAGGGAAAGACCAGCCUGAGAGUCGGCGUCCUGGACCUUUGCCGGCCUCCCCUCCUCCUCAGUUGCCCCGCAACACGGGGGAGCAGGCUUCCAAUACUAAUGGUACACACCAGUUCUCACCAGCGGGGUUAACUCAAGACUUUUUCAGCUCAUCCCUGGCAAGCCCCAGCCUACCCCUGGCUUCUACGGGAAAAUUUGCACUAAACUCCCUCCUCCAACGACAGCUAAUGCAGUCCUUCUACUCCAAGGCCGUGCAGGAAGCAGGAAGCACAAGCAUGAUUUUUCCAACAGGUCCAUACAGCACAAACUCCAUAUCUUCCCAAAGUCCAUUACAGCAAAGCCCAGAUGUAAAUGGCAUGGCCCCGUCUCCCAGCCAGUCAGAAAGUGCUGGGAGCGUCUCCGAGGGCGAGGAGAUAGACACUGCAGAAAUCGCCCGGCAGGUGAAAGAGCAAUUGAUCAAGCACAAUAUCGGACAGCGCAUUUUCGGACAUUAUGUCUUGGGACUGUCGCAAGGGUCCGUGAGCGAGAUUCUGGCCCGGCCCAAGCCAUGGAACAAACUGACUGUUCGCGGCAAGGAGCCCUUUCACAAGAUGAAGCAGUUCCUGUCAGACGAGCAGAAUAUCUUGGCCCUCCGCAGCAUCCAAGGCAGACAGAGAGAGAAUCCAGGCCAGAGCCUGCACAGACUAUUUCAGGAAGUACCGAAACGAAGAAAUGGGUCUGAAGGUAACAUCACCACCCGGGUCCGAGCCUCAGAGACCGGGUCCGACGAAGCAAUCAAGUCCAUCCUGGAACAAGCCAAACGGGAGCUGCAGGUGCAGAAAGCCGCGGAGCCGGCCCAGCCUUCAUCAUCGUCCAGCAGCGGGAGCUCCGACGACGCCAUCCGCUCCAUCCUGCAGCAAGCCCGCCGAGAAAUGGAGGCCCAGCAGGCUGCUCUCGACCCCGCCUUAAAACAAACGCCGCUGUCCCAGACCGACAUUGCCAUCCUGACCCCCAAGUUAAUCUCCACCUCGCCCAUAUCGUCCGGUUACUCUCCGCUAGCCAUCUCCCUGAAGAAGCCCCCCGCAGCCCCCGAUUCCAGCGCCUCUGCUCUGCCCAACCCCCCGGCCCUCAAAAAGGAGGCCCAGGACACGCCCGGGCUGGACCUCCAGGGAGCGGCCGACCCGGCACAGGGGGUCCUGAGACACGUGAAGAAUGAGCUGGGCCGCAGCGGCGUGUGGAAGGACCACUGGUGGAGCACCGUGCAGCCGGAGAGAAAGAGCGCGGUUCCUCCCGAAGAACCCAAGGGCGAGGAAGCCAGUGGUGGGAAAGAGAAGGGCGGCGGCAGCCAGACACGCGCCGAGCGCGGCCAGCUGCAGGGACCCUCGUCAUCCGAGUACUGGAAAGAGUGGCCCAGCGCCGAGUCGCCGUACUCCCAGAGCUCCGAGCUGAGCCUGACCGGAGCCAGCCGCAGCGAGACGCCCCAGAACAGCCCUCUGCCCUCCUCCCCGAUCGUGCCCCUGUCCAAGCCCGCCAAGCCCUCGGUCCCUCCACUGACCCCCGAGCAGUACGAGAUCUACAUGUACCAGGAGGUGGACACCAUCGAGCUCACCCGGCAGGUGAAGGAGAAGCUGGCCAAGAAUGGCAUUUGUCAGAGGAUCUUUGGGGAGAAGGUGCUGGGCCUGUCCCAGGGCAGCGUCAGCGACAUGCUGUCCCGGCCGAAGCCGUGGAGCAAGCUGACCCAGAAAGGCCGCGAACCCUUCAUCCGGAUGCAGCUCUGGCUGAACGGCGAGCUGGGCCAGGGCGUCCUGCCCGUGCAAGGGCAGCAGCAAGGGCCAGUCCUCCAUUCUGUGACGUCACUACAGGACCCCCUGCAGCAGGGCUGCGUGAGCUCAGAAAGCACUCCAAAGACCUCUGCCAGCUGCAGCCCUGCACCCGAAUCUCCAAUGAGCUCUAGCGAAUCGGUGAAGAGCUUGACUGAACUGGUCCAGCAGCCCUGUCCCCCCAUCGAAACCAGUAAGGAUGGCAAACCACCAGAACCCAGCGACCCGCCCGCCUCAGACUCCCAGCCCACCACCCCACUGCCGCUGUCUGGACACUCGGCCCUCAGCAUCCAAGAGCUGGUAGCCAUGUCUCCAGAGCUGGACACCUACGGCAUAACCAAGAGGGUCAAGGAGGUGCUGACCGACAACAACCUCGGUCAGCGCUUAUUUGGAGAGACCAUCUUAGGGCUCACUCAAGGCUCCGUCUCUGAUCUCCUCGCUCGCCCGAAACCCUGGCACAAGCUCAGUCUGAAGGGACGGGAGCCCUUCGUCCGGAUGCAGCUGUGGCUGAAUGACCCCAACAACGUGGAGAAGCUGAUGGACAUGAAACGGAUGGAGAAGAAAGCAUACAUGAAGCGGCGGCACAGCUCAGUCAGCGACAGCCAGCCCUGUGAGCCCCCCUCCGUUGGCAUUGACUACAGCCAGGGCGCCAGCCCCCAGCCCCAGCACCAGCUGAAGAAACCCCGAGUGGUGCUGGCUCCUGAAGAGAAAGAAGCUCUGAAGAGAGCAUAUCAGCAAAAGCCAUACCCGUCACCAAAAACCAUCGAAGAACUCGCCACCCAGCUCAACUUGAAAACCAGCACUGUCAUCAACUGGUUCCACAAUUACAGGUCUCGGAUCCGCAGAGAACUGUUCAUCGAGGAGAUCCAGGCCGGCAGCCAGGGCCAGGCCGGCGCCAGCGACUCCCCGUCGGCCCGGAGCGGCCGCGCGGCGCCCGGCUCGGAGGGCGACAGCUGCGACGGCGUGGAGGCCGCCGAGGGCCCGGGCGCCGCGGACGCCGAGGAGUCGGGCGGCCCCGCGGCCGCCGCCAAGUCUCAGGGAGGGCCGGCCGAGGCGGCCGCGGCCCCGGAGGAGCAGGAGGAGGCGCCGCGGCCGGCGGAGAAGGCGCAGCCGCCGCCCUCGGCCCCGGCCGCCGCGGACGACGCCGACGGCGAGGGCCGGGCCCGGGCGCCACCGCCGCCACCGCCCGAGGGCCCCGCGGACGGCCCGGGGCCCGUGCCAAACCCCGCCGCCGCGCCCGCGGCCGGGGAGGACGCCGCUACCUCAGCCGCGCCGCCGGCGGAGGGCCCGUGCCGGGCCCGGGACGGCGCCGACAGGAGUUCCGCUUUGCCAAGCACCAGCGCGCCCGCGGCCGCCCGCAGGGCCAGCUCGCUGCAGAGCCUCUUCGGCCUCCCGGAGGCGGCGGGCGCCAGGGACUCGCGAGACAACCCCUUGAGGAAGAAGAAGGCUGCGAACUUGAACAGCAUAAUCCACCGCCUGGAGAAGGCCGCCAGCCGUGAGGAGCCCAUCGAAUGGGAGUUCUGAGAGGCGCCGCCCGCCCGUCGCGCCCCGCCGGGCCGAGCCGAGCCGGGCCGGGCCGGCCGAGCGGGGCCGAGCGGGGCCGGGCCGAGCCGAGCCGAGUCUGGCCGAAUCUCGCCGGGCCAGGCCGAGUCUGGCCGAGCUGGGCCGGGCCGAGCCGAGUCGAGUCGAGUCGGGUCGGGUCGGGUCGGGCCGGGCCGGGCCGAGUCUUGUCGGGCCGAGCUGGGCCGAGCCGGGCGGGCAGAGGGGCGGGCGCCGACUCCGCGGCCUGGACCGUGUUGCGCACUUACCGCCCUGCGGGCCACAGGGCAAAAUCGCCAUAGGCCAAGGUGCAUAUAGAAAACAAAGGAGCAUUAAGCCCAAUCUAUGUCGUGUUUUCAAGGAAGAAAACGGAAAUGUGUAGUCGAGCUUUUUUGUACCCUGAAGUGUUUUUUUUAUUGCCCUAAGUGAUUUCCACAGGUUCUGGAAUAACUCUUACAGCUUUGCCUUGUGCCCUCCUCUUUCGUGUGGGCUUUAAAAAAAAAAAAUCAAACCCACAUAUUAAAAGGGGGCUUUUUAUCUGCCAUCUAAUGGCUUCAGAGCGAUAAUACACUAUUAUCUUCUUAAACCAGGAAAAAAAAGGGGGGGGGGAUUUUUCAGAAAAAUUAAAAAAGAAAGUUUUUGUAGCUGUUCAGUUGCCACUAAGAGAUUGCACAGUCAAACCGACUCUAAACACACUAGUUUGGAUUCCUAAAUAUUUUCAAGUAAAGAAUCUUCUCGUUUGAAACUUUGAAUUAAAAUAAAACACAUUUACUCCACAUAUUUUUUAACAAGAAGAAAAGUCACAUCAGGAAACUGAUUUUGUGGUAGCUGACGUAGUGUUUUCUUGUACGUGAAUAGAAUCCUGACAUGUAGUGCACAUUGAUCCAUAGCUUUAACUGACUCCGGGCUUUUGCUGCCCUGGGUCUGUUUAAUACACUCCAUUCUAGGCCAAAUCAGGACAAAAAGAAAAGAUCCGAAUCUAGGUAUUUUAUAAUCUGCUUUUUAACCUCUAACCGCAGAGCACGCUGAUCAGACCUCAUAUCUCGGAGGUUUAGGAGACAAGUUAGAACUGUAGCAUGUACCCGUUCAUUUUGUUUAAUUUAUGGUGUCCACGUCUGUGUUAGUGCGUCUGCACGUGCGCGAGCAUUCAAAGCAAGGAGGAAAGAGUAGGCCGCGAAGGUGGCAGCAGGCAGUUCUGGGGCCAAACGGGGCCGCCCCUCAGAGACAGCAGUCUUUCCUUGGCACAGAAGGCACCGCACCUCACACCACUCUCCUGGGCGCCUGAUGGACUGAGCCCCACCAGGGGACGCCGCUCCCUGGGCCUGGGCAGGGCUGGCACGCGCGCUCUCUCUUUCCCUUCCUUCCCACCACAAGCACUGAUGACUGUUGACGUCGUGGGAAGCUUCCUUCCCUGCAGAAGAGAGAUCGUGGCAGUCUGGGCUCUGCUCCCACCCCUGUAGAGAUGGCCCAAACUCACACCAAAACGCUGAUGCUCUUCACUUCCAGACCAGACCAUUGGCCCUUCAUUCUUUUUGCCUCUUGGAGCGUUCCUUUAUGCACAGUUUAGGGAGUCUAAGUACAAAUCAGAAGUCUAACUUGUCUCUGAUUCCUCCUGUUGUCUAUGUGUAUAUGCGUGAGAAUAGAGGCGGAUGAGAGUGUGCGUGUGUGCGUGUGUGCAAUUUUAUACGUCUGUGUAUUUUCUUAAGUACCUGUGCACACAUAGAGUGCAUUACUGCCACCUUUUUUCAAUAAGCUGUUUUCUCAGUUAUGGCUUCUACAAGUUUGCUAAUUUAGACUCCUUUAUUGCCAUAUCUUUAAACUAACAAUAGAUGAUUUCGGUAUAUAUAUAUAUUUUUUUUUGCUUAUUUAUAGGUGCUGUAUUUUAUUAUCUGAUUGUUAGGAAGGGAUGAAAGGGGCAAAUAUUCUUUAGAGGGAUAGACUGCCGGCAGUAUUGGGUAUAAUUUACAAGAUGUAGUUGUCAAACUGUAUAUUACUGAUUGAAAACUUUUUGACCGUAUUGUGUAUCAUUGAAACUUUUGUCUUAGGUCAACAUCUUUGGAUGACAUUUUAAUGGUGCAUUCAUUAUUUCUUAAGUUUAAUUAAUAUUACCUUUUUUGAUUUGGGGAGGGUGGGAGGGAGUUAUAAUUUUAAAGAUAUGCUCCCGCUAUUACACCUCAGUGUGCUUGUAUUAAUUAACUUGUAGGGCUUGACUGUAAGAUGUGAAACCACAUUUCUUGCAUGAUGUUUUAGAAAUUAUGUAUUUCAUUUACAGUCUUUAACCUGCAACUGCAACACUUAGAUCAAGUUUUCACCAAUUUAAGAGUCACUACACUAAAGACAAUGCCUUUUCAUGAAUGAGAAGUUUUCAGAAGGCUCUAGGAGGCUGGGAGGCAGGCCGGUUGUCUCUUGAUAGUUGCAUCAUCUCCGAACUUGACAUCUGGUUCAGUGAGAAGAGAAUUCAAGAUGGAGGAGCUUAAGGGGAAAGGGAUGAACAUCUGGCUGAAUUCAGGUGCAUUAAGAAGAGCGAGUUUGGGUUAGUGACCUUAGGACAGUGAGUGGCAGAGCCCCUGACAGUACUGUGGUGUCCUCUCCACAAAAACCUCGAGGGAAUUUUGUCAUCACGUGUGAUGAGUCUCUAAAUACCUGAUUUUCAUGAGAAUGAAAAGCAGGGAGUAAACAGGAAAUAUUAGGGUAGUAUUUUAGUUUUUAAAGGCAUGACUGUUAUUUACAAAGGUGUUAAAUCCGAGGAAAUGGGAAAAGUAUAAAUUUGUCCACCCUAGUGGCCAAAGUGUCACAGUGUAAAACAGCCACUUUGGCUCUUCCAAGCAAUUCCGUAGUUUUUGUGUUUGGUUGGUUGGUUUUUUUAACUAGGUUGUUGUUGAUUUCCAUUCUGUCUUUUUUGCCAGACUUACAUCUGGGUGCUCGAUGCAAUCAGUUGGUUCAGUUUUGCUCCUAGUUCCGUGGUUGUGUUUUCCUAUUUAUUUUUAUUGCGACCCCAAGCCUGUGGUCUUCUGUGCUAAGCCGUCACCCUCUGCAAUUCUUCUAAGAGCUGCCGCUAAGUGACAGCAACCUGUCGGGGCCAGGGCGGGGGUGCCCCUCCUCGACACACCCCUGAGUUUGAGCCUAAGGGUGGAUCUUUCCUCUUGAUAAGCAAUAUUCAAGUGCCUUGAACAGCAUCCUCUCCGCGGGGUUUAUCUUCGGCUGGCUGGCGUUCCAAGCAGUCGCUCCCACAGGCAGCCCAGCUCCUCCGCUUCAUGCUCCACUGGUUUAAAAAGCUGAUUUGUACCUCUCCCCUGGGGAAAACGGUUCCGUAUAAAACACUAACACUUAAUUACAAGCUCCAUUAUACCAUUUUAAAUGGCUUCUUUUUGUUAAUUGGAGGCAGUGUUCAUAACUUAAGGUUUUUGCCAUUACUUAGCUGGCUAAGUGGAGGCUCAGCAUCAAGUCAGUGUUCACGGUCAGCCUCUUGACCCUUGGUUCCUGCCCACGCUCUCGGUGGCAUCUCAGGUGGAGGUGUGUGGCUUCUGUCCCAGACCGUGCCCACUCGCUUCCACCGCCUGGCUCCCAGGCGGCCUCCUCCCUCGAACUUCUGCAUCAGUCAGGCUGUCUGUAAUUUCUUUCCACCAGACCACUCUUCUUUAGAAAGGAUUACCACAGCCAUUUGGCUCAACUCAGUUAUUAUCAGAGCCCACCUGCCUGAGGAACAUCACGACACGAGGUGGCUACAGUCAGCACACAGCCCCGGAAUGCAGGCCGAGGAGACAGCUCCAGGAAAUGCCAGGAUCUUGACUCAUGACUACUAUCAAACCAUGGCCACUAUGUCUGGGAAAGUGACUGAGGCGAAAAGCUGACAGUUCGUGGCCUCCCUGGCACGGUUCCCUGUACUUGCAAAGCACAAAUGCCUCCCUGCCCAGUCUCCUUCCUGUUGGCAUCUUUGUUUUUUCCCCAUUUGAAAACCACCCUGUCCGAUGUGGACGUUCGGGCGGGUCUGCUGGUUGGUGGUCCAGACCCAGAGUGCUACAGAGCUUUGGGUUAAGUGUUCCUCUGUGUGCUCUCUGGCCAUGAGAGGCCCACCCACAUCCCAAGCCCAGCUGGCCAGCUCUAGAAGAAAGGAAACACCCCGACUGCCUCCUUGGCCCGGGCCACAUCCCUCGUGCAGCUCACGAGCAAACCCAGCAGAAGGCAGAUUGUGCUCUGAUCCGGGGGAAGGCUCUGGCGUCGGACGACACCCUGCGAUCAUGUGGCAGUCAUGCCCUAAGAGACUGGCACAAGCCACGAGAUGAGCUCGGUCCACAGGCAGGUGCCUUCCCGGCUGAAGUUGGACUGGGUGUCUGUUCCCCCUGAACUCAUGUCCUUCCAGGCAGAGGUGAUCGAUGAACUCUAUUGACAUUCUAUGCAAUGUUUUUCAUUCCUCUGAUUCUAGAAAAACAAACCUCACUGGAAACAGCAGAGGGCCCAAGGGGAGUGUACACGCGCCCUUCUGGGAUUAGCACAAAGAACCAGGGGUGGUGACUUACUGGAUCUUGAGCCGAGGACAACAGCCCUUGCCUUAAAUGCACUGUGACAGGCGCCUCUCAACAGGCCUGUGAGAACAAGAGUCUGCCCUUAGCCAUCCCAAGCCCCUACUUUCUGAGGCCAGUAAGGCAGCUGUGCGGGAGAUGGAGCAAGGCGAGGUUCCAGCAUGUGUGGCGAGCAUGGUGGGCUGUUAGCCGCGCCCCUUCAGGCUGGAGGUUUGGCUCCCUCCCUGGAUUUCCUCCCUUGUCACACUCCUCAUUUGUCCCCUUCUACCUCUCUAACCCAUGCUCCCACUCGAUGUCACUCCUCGCCCCACACCCCUCAGAAGGAAGAGAAAAAGCUAGAAACGUGGCAUCCAUGAGUAGCUCUUGGCCUGGUGGUCAGGCAGGCGCCUUCUGUCUUUUGUGAGCUCAACAUGGACAGACAGCUGCGCUCUGCGAGGCACAUGGAUUUUUCUCUUGAUUUCCACCUGUUCCUGAAGCUCUGACAGCUGUUUCCUUUGCAGGCAGGGGCAGUCUCAGGCCUCACAGGGGCUUGUCUUUGGCCUGCCUUUGCUUUCUGCCCCUUUCUGCUCAGCUGUGAAGAUCCGUCACAGCCGUUUCCCUUGCCCUGGGCUGCCCCUCAAUGGCCACGUGAAGACACUUCCCCAGGAUUCCUGCCUGGCUUCGGGGACCCCUGUCUUCGUUGUCUCUGGCACUGGGAGGUUGUGACUUCAGCUCCACUGUGAGCUCUCCUUUGGAAGCAUCUCAAGGACAGGAGAGGAUGUGGCGUUCUCCAGCUCCCACGCCCAGCCUUCAAUCACAGGACCCUUUCCUCCCAAAAGAAUGUACCGGUUUCCACCCAGGGCCGCUGGUUGGAUGUGGGAGAAUCCCCUCUGGUCCUGGAUUCUCUUGAUGAAAGAAUUUGGAAGUGAGACCUUAAGGAUUUGUGCCAUCACCGUGUGCUUGGGCAUCUACCAGGAGAAGCUCACAUGUCGAAGUCCCCCCAUGCUUCUGCAGUUUGGUUUGGGCCUCGGUGGCAUUAGGGGAGCCUUCAUGACCCCCAAGGCAGAGCUCCUGCCCUGAGUGGCAGGUGGUGGCCUGGGGCUCCAGCAUGCUGUAGUUCCAUUUCCAAUGCAUCGGAUGUCCAUCUGGCCAGCACGCUCACUUGCUAAGAGAAUGGUCCAGCUUGACAAUAUUAUUUCCAUUCCUAUCAGUUUCUGCCUUUUUGUUGAUGAAAACUACUGGGAAAAGAGGAAAACAAGUUCCCAAUUAAAGUUCCAGAAAGAUCCAGCCUGUGAAACCCUUUGAGAUGUGCCGAAAGCUGAGGCCAAGGCCCUCGGGGUAAAUUAAGACGAGGAGGAAAGGGGCGUGGGGCUCAGGGAGCUGGGCGUAAAAUGAGCCUCACCGGAGUCUUCCCUACCCUGGAGCCCUGGCAGCCUCUGAGCGUCACGCCUGGUCAGGGAGGAAGAAGGAAAUGUGGUCCCCCUGUCUGUCCCACCUGGAGGAACUGCCCCCACUGUCCAGGCCUUGCCACCGCCCCUCCCCAUCACCUGCCCCCCAAAGAUCCCGUGUCCACGCUGUCAGUGGCAUCAUCCCUAUUUUCAUUUUUGGAUGAAGUGACAUUUAGCUUUAACAAGACAUUUCCAAAGCGCCUAGUCUCCUCCCAAAUGCUAACUUUAAAAGUUGGGCAUUAUAGGCGAAGAAUCCUAAAAAAGGCUAGUGAGAGAAAGACAUUAGGCUAUGCAUAAAUGUGCACUUCCCCACCCCCUGGUAUUACACUUUUAAAGUCCCCUGGAGUUGCUUUCCAUGAAUCGUUUUUGUUUAUCCAAUAACAUUAAGAAGUAGAGUCUGUGUUACUGUAAUUUCUGUCGUGUUUAGGCUUUAAUUUCUACCACAAAAUAUGCUGUAUGCUAUGUAUCGAGCUUUCUGUGAUCAGAAAGGAAAGGUGCCUUAAAUCCCAAUGUCACGGCUAUACCCCUAUGGAAAAGAAUCAAAAGCACAGUGUGGACGGAAGCCAUGGGACUUCCGCUGGUGAAACCAGACGCCAGUCAGCAGGACGCAUUGAAGUGGCACGGGGCUGCUUUUGUUUGAUAGUUCCGUUUUUCUCCUUCUUCAUUGUCCUUUUUUUCUUCUUUAUUUUUUUUUUUUGUAGUUUGCUUUAAACAGAAAGCACUUAAAUAGAUGACUAUGUGUAAAAAGCUCUGUGCAAUAGAAAUCCUUUCGCUUCAUUUUUAAGAGAUAAUGUAUUGCACACCAAAUGAACUCGAAGUAAGCUUUAGACCCGGGCGAUUCAGGUUGUGGACGUUCACUGUAGUUCUGUUUGUUCAUGAACUGAAGGGAAAACAGGCCUCCCCAGCACCCCCCCCCCCGCCCCUCCCUCCCAUCCCAGCCUGCCUGCUGUCGCCCACCCAGCUGGAGGUGCUGGGCCCACGGGCGCCGGCCGGAAGCCCAGGCUGGGUGGCAGGGCGGGAGUUUGUGACUCAGCAGCUGAGAACUCUGAGUGUGACACCACAGCCAUCCCUUCCAGCACUUAACCUUUUCUUGAGAUGGAUUGACUGCUACUGACCUGCCAGCGUGCGUGAGGAUAAUUAUAAAAGGAUUAUUUCCUUGAAAAAAAAUUAUUUCUAUCCUCUUCUAUUUAUUAUUAGGUUAAUCAUUUAAGUACUUAUCAGGAGUGUAUUGUUGUUUUGUAUUGUUAUUGUUAUAAAUGCUUUUUGCUAUCACUCCAGUGGUUAACUGUCUUCUGCCUCCUGCCCUCCCCGCCCCCAAAAAGAACCAAAGGGUCUGGGGGUUUGCUGGGGGCGCAGAGGGGGCUUUUCCAGCAGAAUCAGACGUCUGUCUGCAGAGUAGCCACUCAAAAACUGGUGGUCUCCCCGUGUCUAACUUUGUAAAUGAGAGAGUUGAACAAAAAUCUCCCAAUGUAAGGAAGUGCCGAGUGGAAGAACACUCGAGAGAGGAGCUGCAGAGGAGACUUAGAAAGGCAGAGUUCAGUUCCCCAAAGCCUCCUAGAGCCUCUGGUAAGACUUCUGGGUUCAUGACGCUUCGGGAGCCCUGGUGGGUGAGGGUGCGGCAGCCUGCCCCGGACCCACUGCCGAGUGAGGGAGGGCUUUCUUGCAAGGCUCCCGUGGGCUGACGUGUUUUAGUUGGCUUUUGUUGUCGUCGUCGUCGUUUUCCUUGCAUACAAAGUUGGUCAAAACCAUCUUGCAAAGCAACAGUGUUUCUUAGUCCAGCUAUGGCUUGAGGACCUACACCAGGGAGGUCGUGGAGGGCCCCCAGUCCCCCUUGAUGUGGUUAAGUGUGGAGGAAUGUGAGAUGUGGGGCAGAGCUCUCUGCGGCUAGAAGCACAGCCAACAAGACACCUAGUUGCUUGCUAAGCGGGUGUGAGGAUGAGGUGGGGCUGGCCUGGGCCGGAGAAGGAGCCAGGUGGGGCCAGAUGGCCGCCUGGGCUCCCACAGGCCCCGCCCCCCCCCCCUCGCAUUCUGUGCCCUGACUUCUCCCCUUCUCUGCAGUUGCCAGGGGUCCUGAUUUUGUUCUCAUCUCUUCUAAAGCAAGCCCUCCAAUGAAAUGGCGGCCCCCAUCCCCCAAAGGGUUUUCAGUUCUCUCUAAUUAGUCUAUGCAUUUCUCUCUCUCGAGCCCUUUUCUGCCUCUUUCCUUGAGAAAACGGGCAUCUCAUGUCCCACCAUCUGAGACCCCUCAGAAAAUGCUGUGCAUUUUGGAGACGUGAGGAUUCGUUCCAAAUUCUUAAAGCAUUUGAGAAUAACUUGUCAUAAAAGUGGGAAAAAAAAAAGAGAAGGUGGUUUUCCCCACGUCCCUUUCCACUGAGUAAGACCUAGCUCUUUGCGAUUGUGCAAUAACUACUUGCUGUGAGAGCGGGUAGCGCCACGCCUGUCCAGACUACUAACACAGCACAAGACGAGCGCGCACCGAGUGGCCGACUUCUUCCGGAAAACUCUUAAUAAAAUAAGCUCAGCUCCCCCGUGUAUUGUGGUGUCUUACAUUUUAGCAGUAUUUUAUAUUUUCUGUAACGCACUAAGUCUUAGAUGUUUUUAGAGCUCGUUUGUUAAUACAAUCACAGACUUCUUUUUUUGUUUUAAAUCUUCACCGAGACCCAAUUGACCAAAAAAAAAAAAAGCAUCCUUUUUGU
Messenger RNA from Equus caballus (horse), 14272 nucleotides. RefSeq names its product cut like homeobox 1 (gene CUX1). Gene Ontology annotation, molecular function: RNA polymerase II transcription regulatory region sequence-specific DNA binding; DNA-binding transcription factor activity, RNA polymerase II-specific. The record is from RefSeq and is a predicted model, not a curated record. Gene Ontology annotation, biological process: intra-Golgi vesicle-mediated transport; regulation of transcription by RNA polymerase II. Gene Ontology annotation, cellular component: nucleus; Golgi membrane. NCBI's taxonomy places the organism in Eukaryota, Metazoa, Chordata, Mammalia, Perissodactyla, Equidae.